AUGGCUUGUUGUCUAAGCGAAGAAGGAAAGGAGCAGAAAAGAAUAAAUCAAGAAAUAGAGAGACAACUUCGCAAGGACAAACGUGAUGCUAGAAGAGAACUUAAGUUACUGUUGCUAGGAACAGGAGAAUCUGGUAAGAGCACCUUCAUUAAACAGAUGCGGAUCAUUCAUGGUGCAGGUUAUUCAGAUGAUGAUAAGAAAGGUUUUAUCAAAUUGGUGUACCAGAAUAUAAUGAUGGCAAUGCAGAGUAUGAUCAAAGCCAUGGACUUAUUGAAGAUCUCCUACAAAGACCAGAAUAACAUUGAAAAUGCUGAAUUAAUUCGUUCUGUAGACUAUGAAACAGUAACAACAUUCGAUAGUCCUUAUGUAGAAGCAAUUAAAUCCUUAUGGGCAGAUCCUGGGAUUCAGGAAUGCUAUGAUAGACGAAGGGAGUACCAACUAACUGAUUCAGCAAAAUAUUAUCUCAGUGACAUAGACAGAAUAGCAACGUCAGAUUAUCUUCCUACCCAACAAGACAUUCUUAGGGUCCGAGUCCCUACAACAGGCAUUAUUGAAUAUCCUUUUGAUCUUGACUCCAUUAUCUUCAGAAUGGUUGAUGUUGGUGGUCAAAGAUCUGAAAGAAGAAAGUGGAUCCAUUGUUUUGAAAAUGUCACCUCUAUUAUCUUUCUUGUCGCCUUAAGUGAAUAUGAUCAGAUUCUUUUCGAGUCUGAUAACGAGAAUCGAAUGGAAGAAAGUAAAGCACUUUUCAAGACAAUUAUAACAUAUCCCUGGUUUCAAAAUUCAUCAGUCAUCCUCUUUCUAAACAAGAAGGAUUUGUUAGAGGAAAAAAUUAUGUACUCUCACGUUGUUGAUUAUUUUCCCGAAUUUGAUGGUCCUAAACAAGACCACAUUGCAGCCCGUGAGUUCAUUCUACAGAUGUAUCUGGAUCAAAGUCCAGACCCAGAUCACAUGGUAUACUCACAUUUCACUUGUGCCACAGAUACUGAAAACAUACGCUUUGUAUUUGCUGCAGUGAAGGAUACCAUCUUACAGCUAAACCUGAAAGAAUACAACCUCGUGUAGGUGAAAACACUACUUCACAAGAGGCUCAUCUCUAGAAACUUUUGUACUCCAUUUUCUGGCUUAUUUUUUAUCCAGAAAUAGGCCUUGAUUUCAUAAUGGAAUUCAAAUUUAUCUAUGUGUGUGUGUGUGUAUGUGUGUGUGUGUGUGUAUAAGUGCAAAUUCACAUCUAAUGACUUUGGUAUUCUGCACAUUUCUGUUCUUCUUGUCCUGUUGGACAUAGCACAACUGACUACAUCUUUAAACUAUAAGCUGGAUGUAUAAUGAUUUCUAGUUAAACUUACAGUGCAUGUGCUUCCUAACUGUAGCACCAUUUUUCUCUGCAUACUUACUUUUCUUACUGAUCUGAUUGCUCAGCUACAUUGAUGACUAUCUAUGGAGUUUGUUUUUUAUCUGAGAUUUUAAAGGAGACUCUUUGUAAAACUUUAAACUUCUUUCUGUGUCUGUUGUUUUUGUUUUUCUACAAAAGGAAAAGUAGUGAAACAACAUUACUGUUUCUUGCCAAAUAAGAAGACUAAAAAAGGCUGCUGUUUGUUUAUUAGUGUUCUCUGUGUUAAUUUUUUGCAUUGGAUCUUGAAACGAGAGAUGAAUCCGCCCAUUUGCAUCCGUAGUAAACGGAAGAUAUGGUAUUUGACUAUGGUGCUUGGAGGUCUGCAAAUAUAACUUUUCAAAUAUUAAUGAAUUGUAAAGGUUCACUUUUGACUUAAAAGUCUCUUUGAGGAAGGAAGAAUACAGUAAAGAUGAUGACUAUAACGUAUAUCAGAUUCUAGUCAUCUAUCUAUAUGUAUAUAUAUGUAUAUGUACUUCAACUUAUAAAUUUUGUUCAUUUUAACCUUCACAUGAGUAUUUACCCUUUGAAAAUGUCAUAUUUCUACCAUGGGAAAUAAUAAAUUUACAACUUCAUAUUUAUUCAUCACAUAAUUGCCUUUCAAACAAGGAACAGGCUGCAUAUGAAGAGUUAAUUUAUUUUUAUUCUUCACUUAUUAGUGAAUUAAGAUCACUUAAAUUUUACGUAGUUAUCUUUUUGACCACUAAUUUUUCUUUCAUUUGAUUUUUUUUUUCUCUGUAGUCACUAAGAUGAGGAUGGGGUCAUAAUUAAUUUUUCAGCUGAGAUGUUUAAAAACCUCAUCUUGAUUAAAGCCAAACUGUACAUUAUGUGAAAGCAUCUACUUUAUAUUCUGUAAUUCUACACUAGAUGUGCAUGUGUAAUUUUAGUUUAUUCUGUCUUUGGGCACUGGAGUUGGGAAGGAUUAUGUAGUUUGGUGCUGGAAACACUUUUGCAUAGGUUAUUCAAUUUUUUUCUUGUGUUAUCCAAAAAUGUAAGAAGGCUUAUUUGCUAGUUAUAAUAAGCUGAGAAGAUAAAGUGCCCAACUGAUUAGCAUAUGAAGAAUGCAGAAUAUAGAAAGAGAUUAUCAUUGUCACUUGCAUAAAAUUUGGUGUAAAUGUAGUAAAUUAGCAUAGGUCAUCCAUUGUAUUACUGUUUUAACUCGCCUAGAAAUCUGCUAAAAAUAUCAUGGUCUUCAACAUUUUUAAACUGUCUUUUUGCUUGUUUCUGUAAUUGUGUCCAAUUCUUGACCUAUUUUAUAAUAACUUAUUUUGAAUAUCCAUAAUAAAAAUUAUCAAAAAUGAUGUCAUAGCAGUUCUGGGUUUUCUAAAUUAAGAUGUACUUAAACUUUUUUUUAUAUAGAUAUUCAUUCUACAGUGCAAUGUGUUACAAGUUGUCAGUUUCCUUGGCUAUUCUUUCUUAAAGAAAUUUCUCUUGGUUGCUAUCAUUAGAUUUCUUGUGAUGAAUGUUUUUUUAGUUCAGCACUAAUUGAUGAUGUGAAUAUGGUAGUAAAGAUAAGAGCUGCAUGCUUCAUUUUGAACCAUCUGGUAAAUGUUUAGAAGCAACUAAUUUUUGGAACAAACACUGCAUCAGCCAGUAUUAGGUGAUUUAGGAAGGAACAUACUGAAAACUUAAUAUUUCUUGUUAAUGUGUUACAAUUUAUAACAUUUUGUAAAAUUAAAACUGAGGCACAUGAACAAAAAUGCAUCAACCUUUUAAACCUGAAAUCUUAAUGUGCUUCUGGGUUCUUUUUUAUAUUAAUUAGUUCUCUAAUUAUAAUAUUAAUAUUGUCACCUUGUAUUCCUCUCAUCAAUGUCAAGAGUGUGGAGAUAUAUUCCUUUUAUGUUUUUCUUGAAAAAUGUCCUUUUUGUUUUAUAAAUUUCACUAUUCAAGCAAAACAGGUUUGCGAUUAAAAAAAAUUCUGAUGGCAAAAAGACUUUCAUUUUACAUAAAAUAAUUCACUAGAGAUCAGAAUCUCUCUUUUGAAAUGAUUGAUCCAAGUUGUUUUUUAAAUAUUUGUAUAACUUUGGUUGUAUUUAACCUUAUUUUAUACUUAAGCAAGAAUAGUUGCAGGAUAUUGACAUUAAAAAUGUCAACCCAGCAUGCAGUCCACAGAUCUGAUAUUAUUAGAUUGUUCCAGAACUUUGAUUUUUCUUCCUCUAAAGCUGAUGUGUCAUGAAUGCUGAUGUUUAUAUUAAGUGUACUGAGUUACAGGUUUCAUUAUUACUGCCAUAUCUUAUAUUGCUCUAUCUAUCAUUUUGUAAGGUAAUGAAAAUUGCUGUUGGCAGCAAUUUGAUGAAAUGACUUCAUGUUAGUGGAAUUGUUUUUUAGUUAUGUAUUCUAAACUUAGUUAGAAUAAUUAUUUAUACUUAGAAUUGAUUUGCUUUUCUUGAACAUAAACAAAAAUAAUAAAGAAAUAAAAUGGGAGAAUCAUUGUUGUUAUUUGGCAGUCUGUAGUUUAAUAUGUGUUUUUGUAUGAUUUAACUUUCAUGCAACUUUGCUUUUGUUCCAGGACAAAAAAAAAAAAGAGUUCUGUUUUUACAUGUAUUUAGAGAGUAGAAAACAGUUUGUAUAAAGUACUGUGAUGAGAUGAUUGCUUUAUAUGGAGUUUAAACAAGUGAAUUGUAAGAGAUUAUGAUUUAUUGUUAUAAAAGUGUGAAACAUUUGAAAUAGGCACUUCUCUGUAGUUGUUCUCUGGUCAGAAUAACUUAGAAAAAUAUUAAAGCAUUUGACUGUUGAUGUGCGAGUUAAGAUUGCCAUAAUUUUCUUGCAAAGAUAUAAAUGUAGUAAGAAAAGUUUAAGGAUACUUGAAUUCUGCCAUCAGAUAGUGUAAUUCUGAUACAGAGUUUUGUGAAAUUCAAAUAAGGAAAUAAAGCUUUUAAGCUUCAGAAUUUCUGAAUACUUUAUGAUACAGGAUGAUGCUAAAAUCAUGCUCCACCAUGAUAUUUCUAGGUCCUACAUUACUAGGGUUUUACUAAGUAUGUUUGUGUUUUGGUAACUUGUUUUUAUAAUAAUUGAUUGCAAUCAUAUCAUUAACCUUGUAUUAAUGCUUGGAAGUGUUGAGUGGGGAUUCUCCUGAUCUUACAUCAUCACAGUAUUUGUCUUUGGUUAUAUUUGAUUUUCAACAGCUUGCCCAACUGUAUUACCAAUAACCUUGAGUCACAACCUGAGCACAGUAGUAAUAUUUUGCUAUGAUAUCAGUGGAACACAUUCCCAACAGAUUAGAAAAAUCAUGGUGGUGUACAACUUUUGGAUCACCCUUUAGUACAAGUAUCUAAUUAAAAUAAACUAGCAUAAAAAUAUUCACAAAGUUGUGGAUAGUGCAAAGUAUCAUAGAAAUAUCAUUCUGAGAAAUUUUAUACAGAUUGCUGAAAAAAACUAAAGUCCUUUAUAUCUUAGCCAAGUGUAGAUGUGGAGGGUAUGAAGGUUAUUCUUAUUAAGAAAAUAUAAAAUUUACAUGUUUGAAUGAAAAAUCAUAUACAGAAGGUUAAAAAUGAAAAGAGAGAGAGAGAAUGUUCAAACUGAAGAUAGUAUCUUCACCUGUUAUAAAAGAAAGAGGAAAUUAUCAUCCAAGGUUACCACAGAAAAAAAAUUUUUAAGUUGUUUUCAGUAUAUCAAAGUUGUCAGUAUUACAAUGGAUUUUUGGAAUUAUGUAUAUUAUUAUUUCAUUGCACUGUAACUCUUAAUUUACAAUCCAGCAGACAUUAAAAGUCAUUUCCUGCUCUGA
Messenger RNA from Limulus polyphemus (Atlantic horseshoe crab), 5111 nucleotides. RefSeq names its product guanine nucleotide-binding protein G(q) subunit alpha. Gene Ontology annotation, molecular function: G-protein beta/gamma-subunit complex binding; G protein-coupled receptor binding; GTPase activity. Gene Ontology annotation, biological process: phospholipase C-activating dopamine receptor signaling pathway; adenylate cyclase-modulating G protein-coupled receptor signaling pathway. The transcript is spliced from 8 exons. Gene Ontology annotation, cellular component: heterotrimeric G-protein complex. NCBI's taxonomy places the organism in Eukaryota, Metazoa, Arthropoda, Merostomata, Xiphosura, Limulidae. The coding region runs from base 1 to 1062 and encodes 353 amino acids. The record is from RefSeq and is a predicted model, not a curated record.